This is a messenger RNA of Triplophysa dalaica, 2580 nucleotides long. RefSeq names its product selenocysteine lyase (gene scly). Bases 105 to 1322 code for a protein of 405 amino acids. The transcript is spliced from 12 exons. The record is from RefSeq and is a predicted model, not a curated record. Lineage: Eukaryota; Metazoa; Chordata; Actinopteri; Cypriniformes; Nemacheilidae.
GCGGGAUUUAAUGUUCUGAGUUUCCGGUUUAAAAUUAUUGGUAGAAUGUCACAUUGAACAGUAAAUCAUUGACAGCACACGCUGAAAAGUACAGAAGUGUGGAUAUGGCUGAAAAGGCUGACCCCUUUGUCAUUCUGAAUCAUAAUGUAUGGGGAAACUCUUCAAAUCACCCAGGGUCUGAACAGGAUUGUCAUCAUCAUGUUAACUUGGAUAACCAAACUGUAGCUGAUGAGUCAGAAAGAAUAUAUAUGGAUUACAAUGCCACCACUCCAGUCGAUCCAGAUGUUGUUAGAGCUGUCACCGAAGCUUUAACUGAUGCGUGGGGAAAUCCCAGCAGUAAUUACUUGCCAGGUCUGAAAGCAAGAGACGCUGUUUACCAUUCUAGAGACACCGUUGCAAGGAUGGUCGGUGGCAAAGCAUCGGACAUUAUAUUUACAUCAGGAGGAACUGAGGCCAAUAAUUUGGUGUUUCACACAGCAGUGGAGCACUUCGGGAAAUGUAUGAAUUCUUCAGGGGGAAACGCAAACAUCCAGAAGCUGAAUAGAAGAGGGUCCCUCCCCCAUAUCAUCACUUCAAAUGUGGAGCAUGACUCCAUCAAGAUCACAGCUGAAUACUUGUUAAAAGAUGGCAAAGCAGAUGUCACGUUUGUGCCCAUUUCCAAGGUGACUGCACGGGUGGAGGUAGAGGAUGUCAUUGCAGCGAUUCGUCCCACCACAUGCUUGGUGUCAGUUAUGCUGGCCAACAAUGAGACGGGCAUCAUUAUGCCAAUUAAAGACAUUUGUCAGAGGGUUAAGGAGAUAAACAAACAGAGGGCUGUGUCAACUCCCACAAUCUUCCUGCACACUGAUGCAGCCCAGGCUAUUGGAAAGAUAAGAGUGAAUGCACAAGAUCUGGGAGUGGACUACAUUACGAUUGUAGGGCACAAGUUUUAUGGCCCUCGAAUCGGGGCUUUGUUUGUGAAUGAUCCUGGAACCAAAACCCCUGUGUACCCACUACUUUUUGGAGGAGGACAAGAGCGCAAUUUCAGACCAGGAACUGAAAACACAGCAAUGAUAGCUGGGCUUGGAAAGGCUGCAGAAUUAGUAAGCUUAAAUCUAGAUGCAUACAAAGCCCAUUUAUUGGAUAUUAGAUGCUACCUGGAACAGAAGCUUAUAGCUGUUUUUGGAGAGGAUAGGCUUAAUUUUAACAGCCGUUUUCCUGGCUCAGACGUUUUACCCAACACUUGUAAUGUGUCCAUCCUGGGAAGAGGACUGGAGGGUCUGUUAUGUGAACAGGGUUUUACGGCCCUGUGCCAGAUCUCCGGGUUCAACAUUUGGCUGUGAAAAGAUUGUUCUUCCUUAAAAAAACUUAUAGAUAUCAGGUUUGAGUUCAAAAGUUGAAAGAAACCUAGCUAUCACUUGCAACCAAACUAACAUUACUAGCCAAUUUUAAUUACAAUGAGGCAGUUCUUUGAAAAUGUACGGUUCAGAUCCAGCUGCAACUGAGUGCUAAGCAGCAUAGUCUGCCGGAUAGAGUGUAAGUUUAUCCUAGAUCCAAACUCCCCACUUUCAGUAAAAACUCACCUUUGGGCAAUCAAAAGGGGUCACCUUACCCCUACUUGCUCCCCGGGCGCUGCAGUGAUAGCUGCCCACUGCUCUGGGUGUACGUGUGUUCACGACUUGCUGGACGAACAAACUACCAGCGAAUCAACGAGGAAAAACCCCUUUCAACAAAGAAUCCCACAGAAAGGAAGCCUCAUUGAAGAAAACACAACAAAGUCGAGUAAAGCCUUCAUAUUCUGUAGCUGAACUGGUGUAUAUUUAAUAAACUUACAAUUAUUUAAAACCUGCGUUAUUUGCCGGAACAACAACCCUCAUGUUCAUGCGCUGCCGAGAGAUAAUGGAAGUUAGACAUUAGCAUUAAUAUCGUUGUCAAUAUGGAUAUUUCUUUUAUAAAACCGCAUCAGACCGCUUCAGAAGACGUUUAUUUAACCGGAUGUAGACAUGUCGAGCAGUUCUUUUACCGAUGGAUGCACUUUUGGCCACUCUGCAUCUCAUGGUCACCUGCAUCUCAUUCCGGAGACAGGUACUUUGAGACCGUAAUGGAAAACUUUUGCAGAAAAUUUUGCUGUGCACGAGAGAUAUUUUGCUUGUGCAAGGUUACAUUUUCCCAGGCCGGCUCCACGGAAUCAGUAGCUUGGCCCACCCAGGCCCCAAUGCCCCACGCCAAAUAAUUGAUUUGAACAUUUCAGCCAAAACAUUUUAGAGAGUAGCAAUUUUUUUUCUUUUUAUAACUAAAUACUUCUACAUUACAACGGUAAUAUUUGAAACAUUAAUCCCCUUACAUGAUUUAAUGAUAAAGAGUUUGUGUAACACUUAAGCCUGUGUUCCCCAUGUGUUUUGCCUUGUUCAUUGUUUUCACCUGUCCCUCGUCAUUGUUAAUUAGUUCCGCACCUGAUUCUGUUUUCCCUGAGUGUUUUCCCCGUGGAUUUAAGCCCUGUGUGUUUCUUAGGUCUUUGUCGAGUAUUGUAUUGUAAACCCGGUUGUGUAUCCCAUGUUCUCCUGUUCCCGUGUCUGUUAUCAUUAAACCCCUUGGACUAUA